Drosophila sulfurigaster albostrigata is the source of this 1381-nucleotide messenger RNA. RefSeq names its product splicing factor U2AF 50 kDa subunit (gene LS2). The transcript has a single exon. Gene Ontology annotation, molecular function: pre-mRNA 3'-splice site binding; poly-pyrimidine tract binding. The coding region runs from base 79 to 1365 and encodes 428 amino acids. NCBI's taxonomy places the organism in Eukaryota, Metazoa, Arthropoda, Insecta, Diptera, Drosophilidae. Gene Ontology annotation, biological process: mRNA processing. The record is from RefSeq and is a predicted model, not a curated record. Gene Ontology annotation, cellular component: nuclear speck; commitment complex; nucleus.
AACUGUACAAUUUUGACAUUAGAUUUAAUCGCAUUUUUUCUUACUCCGAGACAGUUCUAAGUUGUGAAAAUAUUCACUAUGGGUCGUAAUCGCGAGGAUAGACAUCAUUACCACCACAGUUCACGAUCUCAAUCGUGUUCGAAAUCGUAUUCGUACUCAAAGCAAUCGCGAGGAAGCUCCAAUUCGAAUGGCAGAGAAGUAGAGAAGAUAAGGACUCGCAGGUCUGGCAAAAUAUCCGGCUGGGAUAUACCUCCGAUGGGCUAUGAGCAUCUGACGCCAAUUCAAUACAAAGUUAUGCAAGCGAGUGGUCAGAUUGCAUCACGAAUUGUGCCGGAUGCGCCGCCAACUGGCGAAUCGGCAGCGAUUGCGACGGUGACGCGACAGGCGCGUCGUCUAUAUGUGGGCAACAUUCCAUUUAACACAAGCGAGGACGAAAUGAUGGUGUUCUUCAAUGAAAAAAUGCAGCAACUGAAUGUUGGAGCAUAUCUUGAUGGCGAUGCGGUGCUUACGUGCCAGACAAAUCUGGAGAAGAACUUCGCCUUCCUCGAGUUCCGUUCCAUGGACGAGGCGACCAUGGCGAUUAGCUUUGAUGGCAUCAAUUAUCGCGGUCAGGCGCUGAAGAUACGGCGGCCACAUGACUAUCAUCCUGUGGUCUCGGUGUCCACCGUAAGCUUCGAGGCGAUGUUGAAGGGAACACAGCAAACCACAAAUCUGGCAAUCUCUGCCGUGGUGCCGGAUUCACCGCACAAAGUGUAUGUGGGCGGAUUACCCACGUGCCUGGGCGAUGAUCAGGUUAAGGAGCUGCUUAUUACCUUUGGCCAGUUGCGUGCUUUCAAUCUGGUUAAGGAUUCAACCGGUCAGAGCAAGGGCUUCGCCUUUUGCGAGUACCUUGAUCCAACCAUUACGGAGCAGGCCAUUGCUGGACUCCAUGGCAUGCAGCUGGGAGAUCGCAAACUCAUCGUACAGCGUUCCUUGGCCGGGGCACGCAGUUUGGCUUCCAAUCAGUUGCCUGUGCUGCAGGUGCCGGGAUUUCCUAUUGAGAACUUCGCAAGCGAGGCCACCGAGAUUCUUUGUCUGUUGAACAUGGUGGUGCCCGAGGAGCUGGGCGAUGAUGAGGAAUACGAGGACAUACGCGGGGAUAUAAAACAGGAAUGCGCCAAGUAUGGCAAGGUGAAGAGCCUCAAGAUUCCACGUCCCACUGGAGAAUCGGGUCAAGGUGGCUGCGGCAAGGUUUUUGUUCGCUUUGAGACUGUAGAAGAUUGCAAAAAGGCUUUGAAUGCGUUGAGUGGUCGCAAGUUUAAUGGACGCAUCGUGAUGACAUCUUUCUUCAAUCCAGACAAAUACAAGCGCAGAGAAUUCCAAUAAACUGAGAUUUUCUUGA